AUGCAUUCGUCGAGCCAUAGCCGAAUUUGUCUGGAACGUGGAAACGGUAAUUUGCAAACAACAUGCUGUCAGUCAGUGGAGAAUCUUGCGAUUUUGGCUGGAGAUGAAACGGGCGAAAAGGAUCCGGAGGUUGCGGAUUUGUUGGGUUUUGCUCGGGCAGUUGUCCAUUCAGUACAGUCCUUUCCAACAGAACAGCGACCGCUUGUACGACUGGCGAUUAUGGAAUGUAUUGCCGAUAUGCGAAAGACAUUUACUUUCGAUCAGGCCGCACUAGGAGAAGCCGAUAAUGUUGUGGUUGAUGAUGAUGAUGAUGAUGAUGUGCUAAUUUCCGAAUGA
This is a messenger RNA of Gongylonema pulchrum, 336 nucleotides long. NCBI's taxonomy places the organism in Eukaryota, Metazoa, Nematoda, Chromadorea, Rhabditida, Gongylonematidae. The record is from the annotation of a GenBank genome assembly.